UGCUUUCCGUUUUCGUGUAAUCUGGAACAUUAUGUAAAUGUUUCAAUGUGUAAAUAUUAUAUCUGUCGAUAAUGAGUAACGUUUCAAUGUAUACUUACUUUUGAUGGAAUAGUGUUUUCAAUAAACGCUAAUGGUUGCUGACUAUUCUUAAUAUAUUUUUCGCAGUCUUGACGUGUGAGCUUUAUUAGAGUAAUCCUAGGUUCUAAUAGAUUUAUUGGGAUAUCUUUGGGAUCUGUAGUAACUUGUAUUUUUUCUUCACAAUUUUUUCCAGUAUUGUCUAUCAAAGAUAUAUUGGGAAUAUUUUCGUUUCCUGAAGCGUGAUAAGGCAAGUUAAUAAGAAUGCAACACAUCUCACGUGAUACCGCUGAAAUGUUGAAUCAACUGCAUAUAAAGAGUAACGGCUGCUUUUUGUAUCUUGAGAAAGUUCUUGAUGGUGUUGCUGAGAACUUUAUUGUCUUACGUGAGAUACGUGAGAUUCCAGGAACUCUAAAUGGCCUAUAUCUCUGGCUUUGUCAACGACUUUUCAGUAGGAAGCAAUUCCUUAAAGUUCAGCCUCUUCUGAAUGUCAUGCUUGCUGCUAAAUUAUCUAUCACACGGGAUAUACUUUAUAAAAGCGUAAAGACUGCUUGCAUCGAUAUGACUAUGGAGGACUUUAAUCGUCGACUCUAUCUUCUGCGCAGAGUAAUAUCCGUCUCUCGUACCGGCGCAUUAAUAUUUUUCCACCACAGUUUUGCUGAAUGGUUACUGGAUGUUAAGCAUUGUACUCAAAAAUAUCUUUGUACGGCCAUUGAAGGUCAUGCCAUGUUGGCAGCCUAUUACACGCUUUGUGGUCCUGAGCUUAAUCCCGAUGAGAUCUGUGUGUUAGCUCAACAUUUGCAACGUGCAAUACCGAACGUUAUGACUAACACUCUAGAUGCCCACACUCUUCAGCUACUUUGGAUGAUUGAUAGCAACGCUGCAAUUGAAAGCUGUUAUGUAGAUAGUUCUGAAUGCAUCCUUUGGCCCAGACAGGAUAUAAAGCUCUUUAAACUGUUAAUCGAUGCUGGUGCCAAGCCUUCCGAAAAGAUUACUGAAGAAGAUGUUAAUAAAGAUGCUGUUUCUUCUAUUCAGGUUUCACAUAAUGUAAGCCCUGUUGAUGAAUUUUCAAGUGACCCAUUAAUAGAGCUACUCGGUGAAAAUGGUGAUAUCAAUCAAGCUGAUUCUUAUGGACGAACGAUAUUACAUACUUUAGCUGCGGAUGGCAAUACAUCUUUAUUAGAGCUGGCGCUUUCAACCUAUCCUCAGGCAAAAUUAGAAACGGCUGAUCGACAUGGACAAACACCACUAAACUUAGCUGCUAGACAUGGUUAUGCAGAUGUAGUACGUGUCCUCUUAGUCGCUGGUGCAAAAGUAGAUCAUGCCGAUUGCGAUGGCUGGACUGCCCUCAGAGCUGCUGCUUGGGGAGGACAUACUCAGGUAGUCGAACAACUUUUAAAACAAGGGGCAAUGGUAGAUUGCGCUGAUUGGGAUCAACGAACAGCAUUACGAGCAGCUGCAUGGGGUGGACAUGAAGAUAUUAUUAAGAUACUUUUACAGCAUGGUGCGGACGUUAAUAGAACAGAUGACGAAGGUAGAACUGCUUUGAUUGCUGCAGCAUACAUGGGUCAUAGCGAGAUUGUAAAACAUCUCCUAGAUUUUGGAGCUAAAAUCGAUCACGCCGAUAACGAUGACAGAACUGCGCUCAGCGUUGCUGCUCUUUGCGCUCCAGCCAACCAUGGAUAUGCAAAAGUUGUUACAAUACUUUUAGAACGUGGUGCUAUCGUUGACCAUCAGGAUAAAGAUGGAAUGACCCCAUUAUUAGUCGCUGCGUUUGAAGGUCACAGAGAUGUCUGCGAAUUAUUAUUGGAAUAUGAAGCAGAUGUAGAUCAUUGUGACAUUACAGGAAGAACGCCAUUGUGGGCGGCCGCAAGCAUGGGACAUGGAUCUGUCGUUGCUCUUCUAUUGUUCUGGGGUUGCUAUGUUGACAGUAUAGAUAGUGAAGGUAGAACUGUUCUAAGUGUGGCUGCUGCUCAAGGCGGUACAGAUGUUGUAAACCAACUGCUUGAUAGAGGCCUAGAUGAACAACAUAGGGAUAAUUCUGGUUGGACACCUUUACAUUAUGCCGCAUUUGAAAGUCAUAUUGAUGUUUGUGAAGCAUUACUGGAUGCUGGUGCGAAAAUUGAUGAAACCGACAAUGACGGAAAAAGCGCACUCAUGCUUGCAGCGCAGGAAGGACACACAUCGUUGGUAGAAAAGUUACUAAAACAACAUGGCGCCCCUAUAGAUCAGCACGCCCAUGAUGGCAAAACGGCAAUAAGACUUGCUGCUUUACAAGGACAUUAUGAUACCGUGAGAACAUUAUUAUUUUACAAUGCUGAUGUUAAUGCAAAGGAUGCCGAUGGGAGAAGUACUCUAUAUAUACUUGCAUUAGAAAACAGAAUAACUAUGGCAAGGUUUCUACUAGAACGUGCGAAUGCUGACGUUGAAAGUAGAGAUUCCGAAAGGACAAAGAGCGUUCUGG
Messenger RNA from Harpegnathos saltator (Jerdon's jumping ant), 2539 nucleotides. Its product is annotated as ankyrin repeat domain-containing protein 50. The record is from RefSeq and is a predicted model, not a curated record. Lineage: Eukaryota; Metazoa; Arthropoda; Insecta; Hymenoptera; Formicidae. The transcript is spliced from 9 exons. The annotation marks the transcript as partial. Gene Ontology annotation, molecular function: protein binding.